UAUUUAUUAUCAAAUGCAUGCACUAUAAAUUGAAAAUUGGCAUUAAUAAAUUGUUUAUAAAGUGCGUCAUUUCUAAAUAGUUCUGUAUACUUAGUUCAAUAUUUAGCAGCAGCUGUUGAUUAUUUUGUUUUCCUCUGUUAGGACCUGAUGAAAUUCAAAUAUCCCGCCGAUGUUUCCGCUAUGUUUCUUUGCUCCGAUCAACUUUGUUCUCCUGAAAUGCCAAAGCGUGUCAGAGACAGUUCUGUGGACCUGCCUCUACGGUGACAGUGUCAUGUAUAAAUGAACCUCGUGUGUGUAUCAAGACUCUUGACCAGGCAGUGGCCACCGUGGGGAAGUGCUAUACUGCGCAUGUCACACUAUUCCCGGAGCAAAUUGAGUUACUCACCAGAGCUCCUUCUAAGGUGUUUAUUUCCGGUCCUCCGGGAACAGGAAAAUCAACUGCUCUGCUCCAGAUGGGUACACAUUGGAUGCAGGAAGGCAGACAGGUUUGCAUCUUGAGCACCUGGGAUCGCAGUCUUGCAGCAACAUUUAGGCUGCGCCAUCUUUUGGAGGAGAUACGUAAACAAGAUUGUACAUCCUUGAUCACGGAAGGAUGUGUGAUAUUCAUAAGGAAAAAUUUUAGAAAAAAGCAGGAAGUCGAUGAAACGUUGACUGAGCUAGUGGAGCUUGCUUGUCAGGGACCUUUGUCUGUCAUUGCUGACGAAGUCGGGCCUGUCUUUGAGUCAGAGAACUACAUCUUUCCAGACUUCUGCGCAAAUCUUCUAGACCGUUGUCGGUCUCGAGGUUGUGAUCUCCAUUUUUGGGCGUCAAGUUGCUAUGAUAAUGUCGCUCCAGAAGAUCUUUACGAUGGAGGAUCAGAGGGCUGGGAACUAGUUCACUUCACUAGGUCACUCCGCUCCCCGCCAUCUGUUCUGCGAGAAAUCAGAUUGGCGGUAGAGAUUACCAAAGACCGUACAGUCCGUGAUUACACUGACCGAGGUUUGCCUGAUCACUCAGACGGUCCACCAGUAAAUUGGUUUCAACAUCAUGUGCCGCAGCAUGGCUGUACAAGAGUUGAGGACUGUGUUGUUUGUGGUGGAGAGGUAGCACGAUUCCUAUGCAAAGAACUUCGAAUAGGCCUGUCUACUUCUUGCAUGGGUUCUAAUUCCAAACCACACGACACUGACGGAUCUCUCGCUAGCAGCAAGUCAACACCAAGCCUACGAUACAAAGAUGUUCUAAUCUUGUCGUGGACCCAGCUUCGUGAGGACGCCCCAGUACUGAGGGCGCUGUCAUCAUACAAUGUUCCAGUGUGUGUGAUGAAAGACUCGGACAUCGAGAACGUUGCUACAGCGCACAGUGACGUGGUCUGGGCUGCCAGACAUCAUCUAAUUUUUGGUUUAAUGAGGAAAAUUGUCGUCGUUCUUAAUAACUACGACGACAGUAAAGGCAAAUAUAUUUCUAUCCGAUUACGCGCCAUGUCGAGGUGUUCAUCACAGUUGGUGGUCGUGUGCCCUCCACCCGAAUGUGAACCGGACUAAUGUGAUAUGCUGAGGACAUCAAUUAAAUUAUGCCGACCAUAACGGUGCAUUUAUACACAUGGACUUCUGAAGACGAUCACAGCAUCGCUUUAAAGUCACUUCACUGUCUCUCAGCAAAUACACAAGAUUCGGCCAAGCUCGGUCAACCAGGGGGUGGGGAAUGAAGACAUGUUCCUUUCAGAAUUCAAAGACCGUAUAAUAUGUUCCUUUAAGCAAAACAGACACGCAAACACGGAGAAAGAUACAAAAUAUGAAUGGUUCUUAUCAUUUAAAGAUCAUUUACAGCCAGAAAAAUACUUAUCAAUUAUAAACAAUAGGUGGAACAGUAGUGCCCUAGCUAGACUUAGAACAAGAACCUUAGGUCUUAAUGCGAAUAAAAGAUGGUUUGAAGCUUCUAUGGAAUUACAUUUAGGUUGUCCAGCUUGUGGAAAAACAACUACUAUAGAAGAUGAAGAGCAUUUCCUGUUUAGCUGCCCAUAUUAUAAGAUCCUUCGGGUGAAUAACCAAUAAGAUGCGACUAAAAGAACUCUUUAAUAAAGAAUUAAUAAGUAGAACAGAGAUUUGUUAAUUAGUUGGUUUGUUGCAAUAGAGUUGGAACAUGUAAGAUAAGUAGUGUGUGUGAGGGUAUGCAUGUGUAAAGUCUCAAUGUCUGAUGGCCAAAGACCUAUUAUAUGGAGAUGUACAUGUGAUUGUUGUAAAAUAUGCUGCAUUGUGUUACCACUAUGUUUAUGUCCCCCCAUGUCAAAAUGACUAUAUGAGCCAUUGACAUUAAAAGAUGUUAUGUCAUGUCAUGUCAUUUAUUUUCAUAGCUUUAUUACAACUGGAUAUUAUUAUUCAAUCGUCCCUGCAUUUUAAAUUGCAGUUUUUCAGAUGCACCUGUGGGUGACAAUAAUUAUAUGAGGUUUAAAAUAUUACGCCACAAACUAUCAAUAAAGGUAAUAAAAAAUGAAAAUGAGAAGACAAAACAAGUUGACUUCACAUGCCUUCCUGGUAUUAUUCAUUUGCGCCAGUUCUCCCAACCCCCACCCUAAGCCAUCUGUAAGCCAGAAAGGAGGGGAACAUUGACGACAAUAGUGUUCAGUACUAGGACUUUGACCAUGACCUCUGUAGAUUGCUGCUGAUUUUUCUAGAUUGCAGCUUCUUAGUUCCCCCAGCUAA
Pomacea canaliculata is the source of this 2678-nucleotide messenger RNA. RefSeq lists its product as uncharacterized. Lineage: Eukaryota; Metazoa; Mollusca; Gastropoda; Architaenioglossa; Ampullariidae. The coding region runs from base 453 to 1520 and encodes 355 amino acids. The record is from RefSeq and is a predicted model, not a curated record. The transcript is spliced from 4 exons.